UUUUAUAUUUACACACUCAGAACGAUCGAUUCAAAAGACGAUAUUUAAGGGAAGGAAGAUAAAUAAGUAAGGUAUUAUUCGCAUAUUUGAAAUAAAUAACUUGAGAGUUAUAACCAGCUCUCUUAUAUACAGUAAUUUUAAAUCACGGAUAUUGGACUAAGAGGUUGUUCUAAAUUUUAAAACAGAUAAUGUCUGAGGAACACUCGUGGAGAGAUGGAGGGUACUUAGCGUGGUUAAAAGCAGCAAAAGGUCUUGAAUAUCUUCAAGAAGGCCUAGAAGAUUUUGUUGAGGACGGAAUAAAUGGUCACCACGACAUCCUUCUCCAAACGAUCGGUAUAACUGAAUCAUUCACUUGCAAAUCUUGCACGAUUGACAAUAUUCUUCCCGAACACCCAGGUGGAAUAUGUUCACAAGAGCACAAAAGUAAAUGUCUUUGUACAAAAAGAAAAGCAAAUCGUCGCCUUUGCCCUUCGCGAUUUGCAGUAAAAUGUAUGAUUGCAUUGUGUGUGAUCAUUUCUUCACAGACCCACUUUGGAGUAAUACCGACCCAAGGAAAUGGUGUUCCGAUCCAUGGAGUAUUGCCAAAGCAUAUCAAUCCACAAUCGGGCAAAACACUUCAGCAAAAGACACAGAUGCAUCUGGUUUGCUAAGUAUCAUUAUUAACGACACCACAUUCACCGAUAAGCUUCGACACCCAGUUAAACGGGGUAUAGAUCCAGAAAACAACAUUUACUGUAAGGCAAGAACGGCCCGAAAUGACAUUCUUCAUUCUCCUAAAAUGAAAUUAGAUGAAGCGAAAAUGUUGGAGUACAUUGACUUGUUCAGUGACGUUUUGAAAGAUAUAAAGGGUUUAUUGGAGCAAGAUAAAGCUAUGAGGGCUUAUAAAGCACUUGAACAGUUAAAAUCAGCUGAUAUUCACAUCAGUAGUGAGGAUGAAAACAAGAUACGAAAACUACGUGAAAAUGCCAUAAAUGACAUAGAACUUGAAAAACAAAACGCAUUAACUGCAAUAAAAGAAGCAGCCGAUCAAGAAAAUGAAAGAAUAAAGUCGAAUGCAUCAACUGUAGUAAACAAACUAGAUGAAUUGUCCGAUUACGAAAACACAAAGUCAGACUUUGUGAAGGACCUAAUAUCUUUCAACAAAAGGCACCACAGCACUAUACCAGUAUCACCACUUUUUGAUUUUAGGGCAGCGGACUUGGUAGAAUUCUAUGUUAUACCCGAACUUAAAUAUGUGGACGUCUAUGGAGAAUUGUCUUGA
This is a messenger RNA of Ruditapes philippinarum (Manila clam), 1261 nucleotides long. RefSeq lists its product as uncharacterized. Lineage: Eukaryota; Metazoa; Mollusca; Bivalvia; Venerida; Veneridae. The coding region runs from base 428 to 1261 and encodes 277 amino acids. The transcript is spliced from 6 exons. The record is from RefSeq and is a predicted model, not a curated record.